This is a messenger RNA of Neurospora tetraspora, 645 nucleotides long. RefSeq names its product tyrosine phosphatase-like protein. Gene Ontology annotation, biological process: very long-chain fatty acid biosynthetic process; sphingolipid biosynthetic process; fatty acid elongation. NCBI's taxonomy places the organism in Eukaryota, Fungi, Ascomycota, Sordariomycetes, Sordariales, Sordariaceae. Gene Ontology annotation, molecular function: 3-hydroxyacyl-CoA dehydratase activity. Bases 1 to 645 code for a protein of 214 amino acids. Gene Ontology annotation, cellular component: endoplasmic reticulum membrane. The transcript is spliced from 2 exons. The record is from RefSeq and is a predicted model, not a curated record.
AUGGCUGGCUCCGCUCUCCGCAAGGGCUACCUAGUCCUCUACAAUGCCGCCUCGGCCGUCGCCUGGGCGACCAUCCUCGGCCGUGUCGCGUCCGUCUACUUUGCCAAGGGCGCGCCCUUUGUGCCGCUGGUCGUCGAUGACUUUGCUCGUGUUACGCAGACUUUCGCUGUGAUGGAGAUAUUCCAUGCUCUUACCGGCAUCGUCCCCGCCCCCAUCUUCACCACCGCCAUGCAAGUCGCCUCGCGCCUCAUGCUCGUCUGGGGCAUCUCCUAUCCCUUCCCGCACCUCAACACUUCGGCCUGGUACUCCUCCAUGCUGGCGGCCUGGUCCACCACCGAGGUGAUUCGGUACAGCUACUUUGCGCUCAAGCAGGUCGACUUCGUGCCCUACUCGCUGCACUGGUUGAGGUAUAGCGCCUUCCUUUUGCUGUACCCAUUGGGUAUCAGCUCCGAGGUGGCCAUGAUCAUCAAGGCGCUCGUGGGUCCGGCCGAUAAGCUCGCGACUUGGUAUCCUUAUGCGCUGCUUGCGGUUCUGUUGUCGUAUAUCCCUGGCUCGGUCGUGCUGUAUAGCCACAUGUUGAGCCAGAGGAGGAAGCAGGUUGGUGGUGCCGCUGGUGCCGCUAAGAAGGAGAAGAAGAGGCAGUGA